Messenger RNA from Cucurbita pepo subsp. pepo (vegetable marrow), 1530 nucleotides. RefSeq names its product mitogen-activated protein kinase kinase kinase 18. Gene Ontology annotation, molecular function: protein kinase activity; ATP binding. NCBI's taxonomy places the organism in Eukaryota, Viridiplantae, Streptophyta, Magnoliopsida, Cucurbitales, Cucurbitaceae. The record is from RefSeq and is a predicted model, not a curated record. Gene Ontology annotation, biological process: signal transduction; protein phosphorylation.
UUCACUUUUUUGCUCUGUUUUUUCCUCUGUUUCUUCCCUUUUCAGCACUGAUCAAUGGCGGAUACGACGAAGCUUUCCUGGACAAGAAGUAAUUGUGUCGUCGGAAAGGGCUCCUUUGGAACUGUGACUGUCGGGAUUCGAAAUUCGGACGGUCGGGUUUUUGCGGUGAAGUCUGUCGAACAGAGUGUUGGAUUCCGGCGGCAGAUUGAGUGUUUAGAGAAUGAAAUUCGGAUUCUUAGAUCGUUGAAUUCGCCGUACGUGGUGGGGUUUCUUGGUGAUGAUGUUUCCGAUGAGACGCCGACGACGUCGCUUCGGAAUUUGCACAUGGAGUAUUUGCCAGGUGGCACUGUUGCCGAUGAUCCAAUCGGUACCGGCGAUGAGAUGGUUCUACGGGCGAGGACACGGUGUAUUGUUUCGGCUUUGGGUUAUGUUCAUUCCAAAGGAAUCGUUCAUUGUGAUGUUAAAGGGCGGAAUGUUUUGAUUGGAUUGAAUCCAAGUUUUGUUAAAUUGGCCGACUUCGGCUCUGCAAUUGAAAUCGGCGACGGCGACGGCGACGGCGACACGUGUCGAUGUUCGGUGGCGCCACGAGGGAGUCCGCUGUGGAUGGCGCCGGAAGUGGUUCGAGGGGAAUAUCAGGGGCCGGAAUCGGACGUUUGGUCAGUUGGGUGUACGGUCAUUGAAAUGGUCACCGGAAAACCGGCAUGGGAAGAUUUCGGAGCCGAUACGCUGAGUCGAAUCGGAUUUUCCGAUGACUUGCCGGAGUUUCCGACACGGUUGUCGGGACUCGGACGGGAUUUUCUCCGGAAGUGUCUUGUAAGAGAUCCUAAAAAACGGUGGAGCUGUGAUCGGCUGCUGCAGCAUCCAUUUUUAGCGACGGUGGCAGCCUCGCCGCAAAUCGCCAUCGAGAAUUCCCCCCGGUGCGUGCUCGACUGGAUCAACGCCGAUUUCGACGAUAACGAAGAUGAAGAAAUCCCCUUCUCCGGCGAAACCUCCAGCGCCGGUAACCGAGAAAGCGAGAUCUCCGGCAAGUGCAGAAUAGGGAAAUUAAGUACGAGUGAAUGGCCGAACUGGGAAUCGGACGGUUGGUCGUCGGCGAGAAGGUUCACAGCGACGCCGGUAACCUGUGAAGAAGAAGGAGUAGGGGUAAAUUGGGAAUAUGGGAAUUCGAGAGGGGUAGAAAUGGAAAUGGAGGGAUCAAGUUCAGAAUAUUCGGAGUUCGUAAAGCCCAGUGACGAAGAAUUGGGAGCCGCCCUUUCAAAUCCCGGCGGUCUGGAGACUCCAGAGCGGCCACGUAAUAAUUGCGGCAGCGGCAGCGGCGGUGGCGGUGGCGGUGGCGGUGGAUUAAACUCGCAGCGGUGGCUGAGCGAUAAUUACGAAAUUAUACCGAUAACCUCGUUGAUAUAUUCAAUUGAAUUAAUAUUAUGUUAUUAUUGGAAAAUAUUAAUAAAGAAAUUGGUGUUAUUUGGUAUUUACACUUUAUUACUUCUUUUCUUAAAAAAAAAAAAAAAAAAAACACUUUAUUAUCACUAA